Radiomyces spectabilis is the source of this 1890-nucleotide messenger RNA. RefSeq lists its product as uncharacterized. The coding region runs from base 221 to 1843 and encodes 540 amino acids. The transcript has 9 exons. Gene Ontology annotation, biological process: mRNA processing. Gene Ontology annotation, cellular component: nuclear speck; nucleus; U2AF complex. NCBI's taxonomy places the organism in Eukaryota, Fungi, Mucoromycota, Mucoromycetes, Mucorales, Radiomycetaceae. Gene Ontology annotation, molecular function: poly-pyrimidine tract binding; pre-mRNA 3'-splice site binding. The record is from RefSeq and is a predicted model, not a curated record.
CUCUGCUGUAAUAAAGCAAUAAGCAUAUGUAGUCUCUCGUAAGAUACGGUUUUAGUGCGUGUAUAAUAGUUAUCCUCCGUAGGCUUUUGGUUGGCAGCAUGGAUGGGAUUUAGGAUCGAUUAUCGAAGACAGUCACGGUAAUUCGGGCGGCCACACCCACCCAGCUCUCCUCCCAUUUGAGGAAUUGGCCAGGUUUUCCAUCACUUCAUAUCACUUGAAUAUGUCGUAUCCCGAUGACUAUUCACGUAGAGAUCCUCUACCUUCCAAUGCCGCCGAUCUGGCCAAUUCUUUUCUGAAUUCCGUAAGCGAUGAGCUGAAUCACGCGGGAUCUUACGAACAAGACUCGAGAUCUCGCUAUCACGACGAUUAUUAUAAAGGAGGUGAAAGCCGUCGACAUCAUCGUGGCGAACGUUAUCGUGAUUCACGAGAUCGCGAUCGUGAUCGAGGUCGUUCACGGCGAGACCGGUCCAGGGACCGACAUGAUCGUUACGACCGGUCUUCAAGGGAUAGACAUCAUUACAGCAGUCGAAGUGGUAGAGAUGAUAGAGAUAGACGAUCGAGCCGCAGACGAAGUCCUAGCAGACGAAGCCCCAGUCCACGUUUCGGACGUCACAGUGGACGCGAAGAGGACGUUGUACCAUUGCAUUUAAGAGAACGAAAACUCGACAACUGGGACAAGGCACCACCUGGUAUGGAAAUGAUGUCAGCAGCACAGGCGAAGCAAACAGGUUUAUUCCCUCUUCCUGGCCAGGUUGUCGGUACGCGAACACCACAGUCAUUCCAGUCACCUAGUCAGUUUGCCAUGUGGCCCGACCAGGGUCAUGUUAGAACCACCCAAGGUGCCGCAGGCCCUGUGGCGCAAAAUGCAUUGCUGGCACGACAAGCGAAACGUGUUUAUGUGGGUCAGAUUCCACUCGAUGUUACCGAGAAACCUUUACAUGAUUUCUUCAAUGCCACAAUGACGCAGAUGAACCUUGCCGAAGCGCCACCAGUAACAUCAGUACAGAUCAAUCACGAGAAGAAUUUUGCUUUUGUAGAGUUCCAGACACCUGAGCAAGCCACCGCAGCAAUGUCAUUAGAUGGUAUCAUGUUUGAGGGUCAUUCACUCAAAGUACGCCGUCCCAAAGAUUAUGUUCCUCCCACUGGUUAUGACUCGGGCAGCUAUCCUCCUGGCAUGGUUUCUAUGAUGGUGCCAGAUACACCCAACAAGAUUUUUGUUGGUGGUUUACCUUCUUACCUGAACCAGGAACAAGUGAUGGAACUAUUAACUUCGUUUGGUGAACUUCGUGCCUUCAAUCUUGUGACAGACAGCAGUGGCCAAUCCAAGGGAUUUGCUUUCUGCGAAUAUGCCGAUCCAAGUGUCACCGAUUUGGCGUGUCAGGGUUUGAACAAUAUGGAGUUGGGUGAUCGUAAAUUGGUGGUUCAGCGUGCUAGCGUGGGUGCAAAACAUGGUGUGAUGGCAGGUGGUGCAGCGGCACCCAUGGGCAUUUCUCUUGAUUUUGCACCUAUCAUGAGUGGAGUAACAGAAGAAGAUGCUACACGUGUAUUGCAAUUAAUGAACAUGGUGAUGCCUGAUGAACUCGAAAACGAUGAAGAUUAUCAAGAAAUUUGGGAGGAUGUGGCUGAAGAGUGCUCAAAGUUCGGUUCCAUUGUCGAUAUGAAGAUCCCAAGACCCACCAAAACAAAUGAUGUGGUGCCAGGCUUGGGCAAGAUUUUCGUUCGAUUUCAAACCAAAGAAGAAACUAUGGCUGCAUUACAGGCUCUUGCUGGACGUAAAUUCGCUGACAGAACGGUGGUGACCUCUUUUGUUGAAGAGGACAAUUAUUUGGCUGAUCUCUUCUAAUUAUGCAAUUGAAAAGGCUCAUCGGGAUAUUUUACUUGCCUUAAGGA